This is a messenger RNA of Adineta ricciae, 1719 nucleotides long. The record is from the annotation of a GenBank genome assembly. Lineage: Eukaryota; Metazoa; Rotifera; Eurotatoria; Adinetida; Adinetidae.
AUGAAUAUCGAAAUCUUGCCAAAUGAAUUAUUUUUUAAACUGUUCGAAUACCUGCACAUAGCCGAUCAAUUCCAGGCAUUUUAUAAUCUUAAUUCUCGUUUCAAUCAACUGCUUUCCCGUCAUUUGAAAACGCACAAUCACUUGAAUUUAUUCUCUGUAUCAAAGAAGAAUUUUGAUGUUAUUUGUCGAAAUUAUCUUCCACAAUUUCUCGAUCGAUCUAUCUCCAUUCAUCUCUUUGACAAUGCUCAACAAAUCAGCCAAUUUCUUUCCUAUGGAUAUCAUUUUCAUCAAUUUAUCUUCUUAAGAUUUCUUUCGUUGAAUUAUGUUGAAUCAGCAAGUAGCCUGCAAUUAGUCAUCGAUGAAUUACAACAUUUGAAUUCUCUCACACAUUUACUAAUUAAACAGUGUGACAUCGAGGAUGUGUUGAUCAAUAACGGACGGAUAUUUGAUCAAAUUUGGACUUUAUCGACUUUGACAUAUUUUGUAUUCGAACGAAAAAAAUAUUUAUGGAACCCAUUCUUUAUUUCACCAAAACGAAUCUCCACAUCGAUCAAAUAUGUAUAUCUAGACGGAUUUUCCUACAAUUCUGAUGAACUGCAUCGUCUGCUCGAGCACACAAUCAAUCUCGAAAGUUUAAGCAUCGAAAUCGAACACAAUUAUGAUUAUCAAUUGAUUUCCUCACCGAUUUUAUCAUUGAAAAAGUUAAAACUCUCAGUACAAUAUUCAUCGCAUAUUACUCAUCAUCUCUUACACUACACGCCAAAUUUAACUCAUUUAACAAUCAAAUUAUUCUAUGUAAUCCUCGAUGGAUAUCAAUGGGAGAAAUUAAUCACCACUUAUCUAUCAAAUUUGAAAGUCUUUCAUUUCAAAAUGGAAUACGUACGACGAUGUAAUAACACGACCAUCGAACCAAUCGAUGAAUUAAUUGAUUCAUUUCGUAGUCCAUUUUGGCUUGUUGAACAUCAAUGGUUUAUUCAAUGCCAUAUUCAUCGAUCUCAUAAACGUCUUCUCGCUCAUCUAUGUACUCUACCGUAUCAUUUCAAUGAGUUUAAGAUGAAUUCUACUUUACAAUUUCGAACAACCUGUCCUGCGGAUGAAGUUCGUUGGUCGUAUGACAACGUGAAACAGUUGACCUAUCAAGGUUCGAAUUGUUCGUCGAUUCGAUUUCCAAAUGUGGAGAACCUGAUCGUUGUAUUUCCCAUUGAUACGUAUUUCAAAUUGAAUCUUCCCAAUUUAUAUCGUUUGACUUCAAUGACUGUGAAAUCAAUCGAAACGGUACAUGACGAAAGACAAUUCGAAAAUCUUCUCCGACAUACGAUUAAUUUGCGUUCAUUAACAAUCAAAGAGUCGUCAUUCUCGUAUGAAGUUUUGUAUCGCUUGGCGAAUUCCUCGAUUCGUCAACUUGAUCUUCGUGGUGUUCGAUACUUUAACGAAGAGCAGUGCAAGAAAUUGGCGAGUUCAAUUUUGGGAACUCAAUGCGAAAGAUUAUCCAUCUCGGUCUGUACUCGAACUGAUAUUCCUCUUCUUGUUAAUCAAAUGAGAAAACUUCAAAUGUUGAAUGUGCACUGUAAGGAUGAUGAUUGGAAUCAGAAGAUAUAUGAAUCAAAUCCAAUCGACACAUUUGUUCGUUUUUUAAAAGAACAAUUGCCGACUACCUGUGCUAUUCAGAGGUGUACCGGCGAAAAGACGAUUUCUGUACAGUUAUUGAUCGACGUGUGA